CAAGUUCAAGUGCAUUCUCCAAAAGUUUCUAGCUGCGCCAUGAUGGCGGCCACCUGGAGGCUGGAGGGUUGCAGUUGGCUUCUUGGCAAAUUAGCUUCAACGCUGUAAUCUUCAGCACUUUAGCGCCUGGAUCUUUCAAAUCCCGUGUAGUUCGAGUUGAUAAUGGGGGGGGGCAACAACGCGCUGCCCUUGGCCCAUCUCUUGUUUGAGAAGCCCUAAAUCUGUACCGCUUGUUGGAGAACUGCACAAGAUGAUCAGCAUAGCGUUUCUGGAGACUUUGUCAGAUCUCCGUCAGUCAGGAGUGAUGAAGAAAGGGUUUGGGAUGGCACACUUGCUGAGUUCCUUACUAGGGCCAGUAGGGGGCUGGCGAAGAGGAAAAGCGGGUCAGGAGAAAGGAGACCAUCAAGGAAAACACAAUGAGUUGGAUCGGAAGCAAUGGAUCAGUUUUCUGGCCAGCAUAUUCUACGCUGCGGUUGCUGUGGCUAUGGGAGUCAUAAACAAGGCAGUUAUUAUUGAUUUUCAGUACCCAAACACAUUCUUGACCCUCCAGAUGGCAGCCUCUGCUGCGCUUAUAUAUGCCUUGAAAUGGACAGGUGUUCUUUGGGUACGGAAAUUUGAAUGGAAGACGGCAUAUGCACUGGCGCCCGUUGUUUUCUUCUACAAUGCAAACGUAGCCUUUGCCCUGGCAAGCUUGAAGACCCUCAACUUGCCUAUGUACCAUGUUUUGAAAAGGAUCACUCCUGUGCUCAUCCUUGGGGUUAAGUCCCUCAUGGGAAACGUGCAGCCGCCAUGGCAGGUUUCUGCGUCGGUCCUGACCAUCGUGGGGGGAACAUUCAUUGCGGGGGUGGGCGACAUCCGCUUUGACAUGACGGCCUACGGCCUUGCAUUCAUGAGCUGCGUGCUCCAGGCGACAUAUCUGCUGCUGGUGGAGCGCAGCGGCGGCGAGAAGGGCAUGACGUCUCUCGAGUUGUUACUGUACAACAGCAUUCUCUCGCUUCCCGUGCUGGUGGUGCUCAUCUGUGUCACGGGCGAGGUGUACGACUCAGUUCCAGCAGUUUUCACCACCGCAGCCACGCAUGGCUCCUACUUCCUCCUCAACCUUAUUGUGUCGCUCUUCAUCGGCGUCCUGCUCAACUACAGCCUCUUCCUGUGCACGCUCGUCAAUUCUGCGCUAACCACCACGGUCGUGGGGGCUCUCAAAGGCGUUGUGGCUACCCUUGUCGGCUUCUUCAUCUUUCGGCAGGGCGACUUCAGUCCAUUGAAUAUCCUGGGCAUAACCAUCAAUACGGCGGGGGGUUUCUGGUACACCGCAGCCAAGUAUCAGCAACGGCGUGCCAAAUGCAAAGAAAGUCCAUUGCCCACUGCGGCCAUUUCUGACAGAAGUUCGAAAAGUGCUCAGGAUCUGCUGCCGACGGCCAGCGGGAGUUUGUUGCCUCUGUUUGAGGCAGCUAGAGCAGAGGAGCCACAGCGGGCUUCGAUGAUCACAAAGUUGAGGGAAAAUGGGCACGUUUCGCCACUGAUAGUUGGCUCUCGGAGAAAUCAUGAGUCGGGGGCUUCCAGGUUUGAUCCUGCGGAGGUGCUUACCCCGGGCUUAAAUAUCAGAGAUCGAGGCGUAAUUUAUGCGGAAGACCAUAGGGAAAGGUCUGAUAACAGUUCUCCUCGACGGGGGUCCGGCAGUCCGCACAAAGGUCACAAAAGGGCAUCCGGGGAGGAGCUUGUGUAAGCUGGAGCACCUUGUCUACAUUAUCACAUGUACAGUACUGAAAGGUAGGACCGGACGGUACAGUGCGCGCGUUGACCCAUUCUUCUCGACUAACCGUUCGUAAGAUCAAGUUAGGAUGCAAGUAAGUCAGUCUUCUGCAACAUGCAGUUGCGUCUCUUCAACUAGCACUCAAACCAGAAUCCAGACGCUUCAUCAAUAUCAGCAAGAAAGUCCAUGAGUGCAUGUUCGUUUCCUUUGAUCCAUGAUGGCCGGGACGCAAAGUGUGUUACUACCGAUUUUGG
Messenger RNA from Klebsormidium nitens, 2004 nucleotides. The record is from the annotation of a GenBank genome assembly. Lineage: Eukaryota; Viridiplantae; Streptophyta; Klebsormidiophyceae; Klebsormidiales; Klebsormidiaceae.